This is a messenger RNA of Oncorhynchus gorbuscha (pink salmon), 5459 nucleotides long. Its product is annotated as leucine-rich repeat transmembrane protein FLRT2-like. Gene Ontology annotation, molecular function: protein binding. The transcript has 2 exons. Bases 1142 to 3196 code for a protein of 684 amino acids. Lineage: Eukaryota; Metazoa; Chordata; Actinopteri; Salmoniformes; Salmonidae. The record is from RefSeq and is a predicted model, not a curated record.
AAAGAGAGAGCAGUGGCAGUGAGGAUAGAUCGCUAUCAGCUGAAUUGAUUGCAGUAAACGUCUCCCAAGGGUUUCAAGGGAAAAGGCAAUUCUUGCAUUAGCAAUAAACUAUCAGAUGUUAGUCACUGUGACUGGGAGAUCGGACCGCUGCAUUGGGAAAAGCGCUCUGCCGCUGCAUUCGGGUGUACACGGGGAAGAGGUGGGUGCCAAAAGUCCCCCGUUCUUCGCCUAAUGUAAUCAUUUCAUCUUUUGAAGGCAACACGGAACUCGGGGGCGCCUCUGAACCAGCCCAAGAGGCAAAGGACUGCUGCUGGGGCAUCGUACUGCGGAUAAACUGAAUCGUUGCCUGGACCCGGACCCAAGUGGACAGCAUGUCCCCCGCAACACCACCCACCUUCGGGGACUCUCGGACAGAGUCACUAGGACUACGGAGUACACCCGUCAAGAUGUGGAAUCGCAGCGUUGCCUGAAAUUGUAAACGCCUGCGCUAGGUGUCAUUUACUGGGGGGAUCUGACCAGGGAUAGUUCACCAUGCUCAAUGGAUAUACAGUAAAACGGCUUUCAGCAUCUCCGAAAAAGGCCUCUGGAUCCAAAUUUCAAGUCCAACGGAGGCUACAUCAGUCUGUGCCCAGCCUUGUGUGAAGCAAAAGAGAGAAACAGCAAGAGAGAGAGACUGAAAGAGAGGAAGAGAAGGAGGAGGGAGGGCUCUCCAAUGAUAACCCUGAGUGUACGUUACACGGCUCUCUGGUAGCCACCAUUUUAAAUUGGCCCUCACAGUGCUCUGCAGCGGCUGACUGAGAGUGAAAAUGUGAUGAGCUUUUCUGUCGUCCCCAUAGCGAGCGAGCGUGGAUGGAGGCCGGCGAAGGAGGUGCAUUGCUUAAUGAGACCAUUGCUCUUGUGUUGGGAGGCUUAGGACAGGCAAUUACUGAGGGAUUACCACCAGAGGCCUCCUCCAGCAGUGCUGCUGCCGCCGCUCCACCACUGCUGACUGCUUGGGCAGGGAACUAAGCAGCUUGUUACACAACAUUUUUUUCCUCUUUUGGAUUUUUAUUGUUUUUGUUCCUUUUUUUGUUGUGGUGGUUGUUUGUUGGAAUUUGUCAUUUUUCUCACGACAAAUCGUCCGUAUGUCAUAUUGUUAAUAAUGGAGCUCCAUCAGUCAGGGCGUGUGUGGAAUAAGGACUGGGUCUCUGUCCUCAGGCCGUGGAUACCCAUACUGCUGGGCCUGCACAUGCAGUUCUCCCGGGCGUCCGGGUCCAGCUGCCCAGAGGAGUGCCGCUGUGACAGGACCUUUGUUUACUGCAAUGAGAGAAGCCUGACCUCGGUGCCUCUAGGGAUCGGAGAGGGCUACAAGACCCUCUACCUCCACAACAACCAGAUAAACAAUGCCGGCUUCCCCUUGGAGUUUCACCACAUAGCCUCCGUGGAGAAUGUCUAUCUCUACGGCAACCAGCUUGACGAGUUCCCCAUCAACCUUCCCAAGAAUGUUCGGGUGCUGCACCUGCAGGAGAACAAUAUCCAGACCAUUUCCCGGACCGCACUGGCCCAGCUGCUGUGGCUGGAAGAGCUACACCUGGACGAUAACUCCAUCUCCACGGUUGGGGUGGAAGAAGGGGCGUUCAGAGAGGCAAUCAGCCUCAAGAUGCUCUUCCUUACAAAGAAUCACCUGAGCAGCGUCCCUAUUGGUCUACCGGAAGAUCUCAAAGAGCUGCGAUUGGACGAGAACCGGAUCGCGGUUAUCGCAGAGGAGGCGUUCAGGAAUGUGACGAGGUUAGAGCGCCUCCUGCUGGAUGGGAACCUGCUGACAGACGAGGGUGUGGCACCUGGAACCUUCCAGGACCUGGUAACGCUCCGGGAGCUGUCUCUGGCGCGGAACUCCCUCACCUACCCACCCCCACUGCUCCCGGGGGACGUUCUGGUGAAGCUGAACUUUCAGGAUAAUCAGAUGAAUGAGAUCCCUGUGACGUCUUUCGAGGGACUGAGAAGGCUAGAGAGACUGGAUAUUUCCAACAACCAGCUGCAGUCCCUGACACAGGGGGUCUUUGACGGCCUCGUCAGCCUCAGACAGCUCACUGUUCGGAACAACCUUUGGCUGUGUGACUGCAGCAUUAACUGGGUCAUACUGUGGUUAAAGUCCCUGCCAACCUCCCUCAACGUGCGCGGCUUCAUGUGCCAGAAGCCUGAGAGGGUCCGUGGCAUGGUAAUCAGAGAGCUGAACACUGAGCUGAUCCAGUGCCCUCACAGCACCACAACUGCCCCGCCGCCCAUCAACCUGCCCCCCACCUCACCAGGCCUGACCUCCCGCUCCCCUCCCUCCUCGACAAACUCCCCAUCAGACAUGCACUCCCUCUCUCCCCCCUCCAGGCUCCCCUCCUCACCCACACCUCACCCACACCCCCCUCUCUUCUCCUCUUCCCCUCCCAGAGACGGGGAACAGAGGACUAACCUGCCACCCCUGGACCCAGAGCGGGAGAACCUGCAAAUCAAGUUCACCAUACUCAACGGUUCAGCCAUCCACGUCAGCUGGGUGGCCUCCUUCCCUGUCACAGCCUACAAGGUCACCUGGGCCAAGAUGGGUCCCAGCCUGUCUGGAGACACGGUCCGGGAUAGGAUGGUGGGAGGGGAGCACCGGGGCAUACGGUUGGCCAACCUCGAGCCUAAAUCCACCUACCGAAUCUGUGUCAUCCCCUUAGACGUGUUCAAUAACUACCGGCCCAAGGAUGAUACAGUGUGUUCAGAGGCUGUGACUAAGCCGGUCUCCUAUGGUCCAGAUAAUAAUAAAGGUCCGUUGUGGCCGGAGCAGGCCACCCAGCAGGACCCCAGCUCUCCCUUCCUCCUGGCUGGCCUCAUUGGAGGCGCUGUGAUUGUUGUUCUGGUGCUUCUCCUCAGCAUAUUCUGCUGGCACAUGCACAAGAAGGACCGGUCGUCCUCGACCAAUUGGAAAUACAACAAGGGCAGGAGAAAAGAUGACUAUGGAGAGGCAGGAACCAAAAAGGAUAACUCUAUACUGGAAAUGACUGAGACCAGUUUCCAGAUAGUGUCCCUGAACAACGAGCAGCUCCUGAAAGGAGACUACCGCAUACAGCCCAUGUAUACCCCUAAUGGGGGCAUAGGCUUCAGAGACUUCCCUGUGGGGAACAAUAGCACAGUAUAUUGCAAGAACAAUGUUCAAGCAGACACAGACUUUUGCCGUGCAUGAUGGUUUUGCACAACAGAGUGUUAUAGAACCCCCUUUGUAUUAACACAUACACUUAACUACAUACAGUACCCUGUACAGUAUAUAUUUCAUAGACCCCUGUGUCUACAAUGUAAUUUAUACACCAGCUGGACUAUAAUGUUGAAUUCAGCUACCUUUUAUAUUCCCUUAGUUAAAAUGCUAAUUGAUUUAUAAGUUAUUGGUUUCUUGAAGUUGUGUUACUCGGUUCUGUGCAGACAGAUUUGUCCAAUCAGAGUUCUCUCAUCAUUUUAUAUAAAGUUUGGUUCUGAUUUGAGCUCCAUAACCGCUGGGCCAUUUUAUAUUCAGUUUGGUUCUGAUUUGAGCUCCAUAACCGCUGGGCCAUUUUAUAUUCAGUUUGGUUCUGAUUUUAGCUCCAUAACCGCUGGGCCAUUUUAUAUUCAGUUUGGUUCUGAUUUGAGCUCCAUAACCACUGGGCCAUUUUGAAGUCGUGUGAUAGCCAGACAGUGUACUCAUUGCUAAAAAAUUUGCCUCACCAGUGAUGAAUCUAACAAGCACAGUGUCCAUAACAGAUAUGGCUAUCCCAUGUUUUGGCAAUGGGAAUUGAAAUAAUUGUGGGUUAUGUAAAUUAGACUUGCUGUGUCAACUCGAUGUGACAGAGAGAACCAAUAUAAAACCAGCCAUUCAGGAAAUUAUAUUUGGAGAGAAAUAUUUUCUCACGGUAAGGAUUUGAGAGAGAGAGGAUGAGGGACAGAGGGAAGGAGGAAGGGAGCGAGAAAGAGAGAGAGAGAAAUAGAGAAAGUGAGACAGGGUGGAGAGAGAGAGAGAGAGAGAGAGAGUGCUUUCAAAUGUACCACAAGAGGGCAGAGUUGUUCAUUAUGGUCAAUUAGUCAUUACAUUCAUUUCUUGGACAUUGCUUAGUACUGAACAGAGAUUCUACCGAUGUCGUCCUGCUGCAGUGAGUGACAUCUCUCUCAUCUUCACAUAUCACAACAACAACAAAUAACAGAGAGAUCUGUUGGUCUAAAAGCUGCAUGGACCCCUUAGUUUGGAGUGCUGAUCUAGGAUCAGUUUAGCCUUUUAGAUCAUAUUGAAUAAGAAUUCAAUGGACAGGAGGGACCUGAUUCUAGUUCACCUCUCCUACUCUGGAAUGCUUUACGAAUACAAUCUCUCAAUAACAACCCACUCCUAUGUUAUUGGCCACUGGUCACUUACCACAACUUGGAUAUAGAGUUUUUGAAAUGGUAGAAGUAAUCAAGCUUUGUUGAACCUUUUGAUUGUUUCCAAAGCUGUUGAAAGAUUGUUUUAAUGGACUUGACUCAUGCACAAGUCAUACGUAUGCGUCUUACGCUUUCCUUUAAGUAGAAUUACAGCGUAAGGAAACUGUACUGUUUGUUAUAGUUGAGAAAGAAAGAUGGGUGUUAAACACAUAGCAGAUUUAACUGGAACAAGCAUGUCUGUCCAGAAAGAUGGAAAGCAACUAUUUCAGUUUUUGUUCAACAAAAAAUGAUGUUAUGGUAUUACAUUAUAUGUGCCUUGAAAUGAUCCGCUCAUAAUGUAAUGUCUUUUGAAUCCAUGUUUUUGCACAAACGUGUACUGUACUGUAUAUACAUACAAUUAACAUUGAAUUGUUGUUGAAAAAAACUAUUUCCUGGUAUUUGAUGAUUUAUUUUUGUCGAAUUAGUUUUUUCUUUUCUUCUUUUAUCUCACUUUAAAUUCACUUCACAUUUGAUCUCAGAAUGUUCCUGACUUCUAAGAUAAUAGGAAAUUAUUUUUUUGAGAUUUGAUCCAUGAUACUACUGUCUUCUCUGGGAGAAAUACACAAAUUAUGUAGAGAAGCUAUAAUGAUGCUUUGAGUUAUUUUCCAUCAACAUGUCUCUUCAGAUCUCAUCAAUUUGGAACAGACUUUACAUGUGUAGGCUGAAUAAUUAAGAAAAGUCUGAAACACUGAAUGUUACCCUUGAGAACCAAGUCUGGGGAGAUGAUACUGCAAUCUGUUUGUUACUAAAUGUAUUGUGUCCCAUAUCAAAUCACUUGUUAAGGGGAUGUAGAACAUUGAGGGGUUGCUUUUAUAUCUCUAACAUUCCAAAACCAUAUAGAGUACUGUAGUAAGUUGGAUCCCUCAUCCUCAGACAUUCAUUCAACCUCUGACAUUUGGUUUCAUGAAGCUUCUAUUUUAAAAUCUAUUUACCAAGACUCUAUUCUAAUUAAAGGUCAACGGACAUGUUGUAAGGCAGAACGUCUUCAUUCACAAUUGAUACCUUGGCCAGACUCUACCCACAUUGAA